Danio rerio (zebrafish) is the source of this 999-nucleotide messenger RNA. RefSeq names its product NADH:ubiquinone oxidoreductase core subunit S8b (gene ndufs8b). The record is from RefSeq and is marked validated. Gene Ontology annotation, molecular function: NADH dehydrogenase (ubiquinone) activity; 4 iron, 4 sulfur cluster binding; oxidoreductase activity, acting on NAD(P)H. Lineage: Eukaryota; Metazoa; Chordata; Actinopteri; Cypriniformes; Danionidae. Gene Ontology annotation, cellular component: membrane; mitochondrion. Gene Ontology annotation, biological process: proton transmembrane transport.
ACACUCCAAUGACUAACAGGCCGAAGCUUCAGGUUGAUGAGGAUGGAGAUGACAUUGCGCAUACUGUUUUCCUCCUGCCGCACAGGCACUUUUGCAGCCAGACUUGGGCCUGUUCGCCCCUUCAGCCUUACCAUUCACAGAGGAGGCUACAAGUAUGUAAAUGCAGAAGAUUUGCCUUCUGACCUGAAGUCCAUCACAGACCGUGCAGCACAGACACUGCUGUUGACCGAACUGUGCAGAGGUUUGGCCAUGGCUGUGAGUUACUUGUUCAGAGAACCAGCUACGAUCAACUACCCCUUUGAGAAAGGCCCUCUCUCUCCACGUUUUCGCGGUGAGCAUGCGCUACGCAGAUACCCAAACGGAGAGGAGCGCUGUAUCGCAUGCAAACUGUGUGAAGCUGUCUGUCCUGCUCAGGCCAUCACUAUAGAAGCAGAGACUCGUGCAGACGGCAGCAGAAGAACAACCCGUUACGACAUUGACAUGACCAAAUGCAUCUACUGUGGAUUCUGUCAGGAGGCCUGUCCUGUAGAUGCAAUCGUAGAGGGCCCUAAUUUUGAGUACUCCACUGAGACGCAUGAAGAGCUGCUGUAUAAUAAAGAGAAACUGUUGAAUAAUGGAGAUCGAUGGGAGGUUGAAAUUGCUGCUAACAUCCAGGCGGAUUACCUGUACAGAUGAACAAUUGCACAAACCUCCUGAUGAUAGUCAGAUAACAGGAAAACAAGGAGCUUCAUAAGCUGCAUUUAGUGGAUCUGAACACUGCACUGUAUAGAACCAUAGAAACGCACACAUCAAUCAGUUGUUAAGUAUGAAAUGAAAUGCACAAAUCAAACCAAAUAAUGUUUAUUUUGAUUUAAUUGUUCAUUCAGUGUAUUCAAACUUAGCUUUUCUCAGGGGCAAAUAAAAUACACCUCUGCAUGUAAAUGUUUAUUGGGAAUUGACAUUGCUUAUUUUUUUUCUUUGAUAAACUUUACUCAUGUAAAUAAAAAAGAAGCACAAUAA